AUAUAUUUAUAUCAUGAAACGUUGACAAAAGGAAUAUGUAUGCUGAUCUCGAAUGAGCACUUUGGAGAAGUUUAAAUCUCGUCAAUUAUAAAUCUCCUUCCACGACCGCCUUAGUUUUUUUUUUCUCUUUGCCUUAUCUAUUUUAUAAUGUAUAGCCAGCCAAUAAGUUAUCAUUUCAAUGAGAUUCAUCAUGAUCCCAAUGCCAUUCUCUAUAUAAAUUGUCGCAACCAUGUGAUGAAAAAACACAACAACCCAUCUAUACCAUUUUUCUAGCUAAAAUUAAACUAACACCUUUCUAAAUUGAAACCAUUGUCACAUAACACAUGGCUAACUUGAAAUUCUUGCUGUGCUUGUUCUUGAUCUGCGUUUCCUUAUCGCGUUCAUCAGCGUCUCGACCGAUGUUCCCAAACGCAGACGGGAUUAAACGAGGGCGUAUGAUGAUAGAAGCAGAGGAAGUGUUGAAAGCGAGUAUGGAGAAGCUAAUGGAGAGAGGUUUUAAUGAGUCCAUGAGACUCAGUCCUGGAGGUCCCGAUCCUCGCCAUCACUAAGUCUUAUUCUCGUAGUUUUGAAUUCGAGGAUGUAUAUUUUGUUCUUGAUCGAGAACCGGUUUAGAAGAAAACAUAUCGAUCCUCUUUGUUUGUUUUUUUUGCCUUGUUUGUUCGUUCGGUGUAACCAAUAUAUUGAUGUAUCUGUUUCGUUACACAUUUAUGAUUUGUGCAUGCUUUACGUACCUUAUACAUUCCACUAUAUAGUAGUCUAGUAGAGAGGAGGACUUUGCAUAUAAAUUGUUAUAUAACAAGAAAGGGUAAAGAAAUAUAGUAUGAUAAGG
Messenger RNA from Arabidopsis thaliana (thale cress), 829 nucleotides. It is a transcript of the gene CLE1, whose product is annotated as CLAVATA3/ESR-RELATED 1. The transcript has a single exon. The record is from RefSeq and is marked reviewed. Gene Ontology annotation, cellular component: extracellular region. Bases 324 to 548 code for a protein of 74 amino acids. NCBI's taxonomy places the organism in Eukaryota, Viridiplantae, Streptophyta, Magnoliopsida, Brassicales, Brassicaceae.